Messenger RNA from Aspergillus costaricaensis CBS 115574, 594 nucleotides. RefSeq lists its product as uncharacterized. NCBI's taxonomy places the organism in Eukaryota, Fungi, Ascomycota, Eurotiomycetes, Eurotiales, Aspergillaceae. The transcript is spliced from 2 exons. Bases 126 to 470 code for a protein of 114 amino acids. The record is from RefSeq and is a predicted model, not a curated record.
CAAUCUCAUAGACUACACAUACCUCUACCAUCAUCAGCGUUACUACAAUCGUUGCAGAUCCCCUCCUCAGACGCCCAAAUCUCAUAAUCUAUUUCCUGUCACCAGUCAUUGACCACACCGCCAUUAUGAAGUUCACGCUCAAGCUAUGUUCCGUUCUCGCUCUAGCCGUUUCCACAAUGGCGUUGCCCACCACCGACACGCGAGUUAUCCAACUCCGCCUCUGGGGUGAAACCGGUUGUGCCGAGGACAACAUGGGUGAGCUUGGCUUGUACCAAUCCGGCCUUGAUGAAUGUGGCACCUUCGCAGGCCCCUAUGCCAUUCAUUCUAUCACCACCUAUUACGUCGUAGCAGGAUAUGUUGCGCAAUUCUUCACCGAUUCAAAUUGCGAGGAGGGCGUCCAAAAUGUAACUGCGCCAGGAUGCCUUGACGGUGACACUGCGUUUGCCAGCUACAAGCUAGUCUCGAACUAGUAGUCGGUUGGAAGUAGACGGGCAGUGGAAUGAGGAACGAAUCUUAUCUGUGAAACCAUCUUUGCGAAUGUUAGGAGAUUGAUCUGUAUCGUUCAGCUAAAAAUGUGCACAAUUUCGAAGAUCG